Molecule: messenger RNA, 705 nt
Organism: Diatraea saccharalis (sugarcane borer)
Lineage: Eukaryota; Metazoa; Arthropoda; Insecta; Lepidoptera; Crambidae
Source: the annotation of a GenBank genome assembly
AUGAAGCCUUUCUUCACUCCAGCACAUACACAGCCUCAACAACAUUUUAAGUUUGGAAUCACACAAAACAGUAAUGCACAUAAUCUAAAUCAACAAAAUAACCACCAACCUAAAUUUAAAUUUGGUAUCCCACCAAGCAGACAGGUUAGAUUGCCUAUAGCACAACCUCAACAAUCUGGAUAUAAACCACACUUACCCCAGCAGCCAUUUGGUUAUAAGCCCCCUUUUACUCAGGGACAACAGCAGUUUGGAUAUAGACCACAGUUUAGUCAAGGUCAACCUCAAUUCGGUUAUAAGCCUCAACUCAACCAAGGUCAAACACAGUUUGGUUACCGACCCCAAUUAAAUCAGAAUCAACCCCAAUUAGGUUAUAAACCAAAUUUUGGUCAAACGCAACAGCAGCUCGGGUACCGUCCACAACAGAGAUUGCCGCCCCAAUUAUCUACUGAUGUUAGCAUGCGUACCGCUCCACCUGCAAAACCUCAAUUCCAUAUAAAUGAACUUUAUAAUUUAAAUGAACCUGAAUAUGUAGAGUCUAACUGUAAGAAUGAGGAGUGUGAAAUUGAUUAUAAUUAUAAUAAUGAAUAUGUUGAAUAUGCAGAUGACCUCGAACCGCAUUAUAUUGAUGAUCAGGAUAACAGUGAGCCCCCCGUCCAAAGUAUCGAAAAUUUUCACAUAAGUGCCUGCAAUCAAAACCUGAGAUAA